CCCAUUCAUCCUCAGCUCCACACAACCACACAACCACACCUUCAUCCGUGUAUUCAUCAGCCAGCCCAAGAAUCACAUCCAAAAUGUCCAGCCCGGACGGAGCAACAACAUCCCCACCGGCCGAAGUAAUGACAAUCGCCUCCCCCAUCAACCUCAUCCUCCUCACCCUCUUUAUCAUCCUGGUCUACGUGCAACUGCGACCCAAGGCCCCCGUCGCCCUCCCCAAAGCGCCCCCACCCGUCGUCUUCCGCACCUUCACCCCGACCACGCUCCUGCCCUACAACGGCACCGCCGACCAACCCGUCUACCUCGCCGUGCGCGGCCGCGUCUUCGACGUCACCCCGGGCCGCAACUUCUAUGGACCGGGCGGACCCUACGAGAACUUCGCCGGGCGGGACGCGUCCCGCGGUCUGGCGUGCCAGAGCUUCGAUGAGGAGAUGUUGACCAAGGAUUUGAAGGGGCCGUUGGAUACCUUGGAGGAUCUGGACGCGGACCAGGUGGAGAAUCUGCAGUCAUGGGAGGAGCGGUUCUCGGAGAAGUACUUGGUCGUUGGGAAGUUGGUGGCGGAGGGGGAGGAGGUGGCUUAAGUCGAGACCGAGACCUUGGGGGGUGGUAUAUGAAGUAAGCAUGGGUUGAGGGGAAUGAAUACUUUAGAUAGGGCGGGGGAUGGACAGAAGGCUGCCGGACUGUAGGGCUGGUUUGUUUGUGAUUGAAUUGAAAAAAUUGUGUGGAUUCAGAGUGCUGUGCAAAGGUAUUGACGGACAGGCGGUAGGUUGGAUGAAUUAUGAUAUUAUGGUGGUUCAAUUUGUCAUACUCCAAUUUGUCUCCUACAGAAAUCUGGGCGAACCUCGAAAAAAAAGACCGUAUCAUAUCAGUACAGAAGCA
Aspergillus japonicus CBS 114.51 is the source of this 885-nucleotide messenger RNA. RefSeq names its product cytochrome b5-like heme/steroid binding domain-containing protein. Bases 84 to 587 code for a protein of 167 amino acids. Lineage: Eukaryota; Fungi; Ascomycota; Eurotiomycetes; Eurotiales; Aspergillaceae. The record is from RefSeq and is a predicted model, not a curated record. Gene Ontology annotation, cellular component: membrane; endomembrane system. The transcript is spliced from 4 exons.